Molecule: messenger RNA, 1197 nt
Organism: Oreochromis aureus
Lineage: Eukaryota; Metazoa; Chordata; Actinopteri; Cichliformes; Cichlidae
Exons: 5
Coding region: 1-1080 (359 amino acids)
Source: RefSeq, a predicted model, not a curated record
AUGUCUUCAUUCAGUGUGGUCGAGUUUGUGGAUGAAGUUGACUCUGAUGGAACGAUGUCUACCUUCUUGCAGCCAUCAGAGUGGUUCCAUGACGCAGAGAGAAAAUUAUGCUGGUGGCCUCCUGCCUCAUUGGUGAAUGUGACAAAGGCUGUAAAGGAAGGAACACCACCAACCAGCAACUGGAUACUCUGCAAUGUCCAUGUCAUGGGAAAUGCAGAUAAGUUUGACUUUAUUUCAACUUAUGCAAAUGCCAGGGCAAAGUUGCAUCAAGCAGAGUAUUCAUCAGACUUGACGGACAAUGAGAAUGGCAUAAGAAAAAGAAAGCCCAGUGUUAAACUGAUGAAGAAUCAACUGAGCAGCCACACUGAAUCAAGUGAGCCUUCUGAUUCAGAUGAAGAACUUCCACCCACGCCUCCAGAACAACUCCUUAAGCGACCCUCUGGAAAAAACAAUAGUGUAGCCGCCAGCCCCGCUGCCCGGAGUGCCGCCAGCCCCUCUGCCCGGAGUGCCGCCAGCCCCUCUGCCCGGAGUGCCGCCAGCCCCGCUGCCCGGAGUGCCGCCAGCCCCACUUGUGAACCCAUGUUCUCGAAAGUACUUGCCAUUUUAGAGGAAGUGAAGGAGACUCAACUGGUUCAUAGCAAGAUGUUAAAUGCCUUGCUGAAGCAGAAAAAUGGUUCAGUUACGGAGGUCCCUGAAGGGGUUGUUUUACCUCUUAAAACCCAAGACGAUGUUGAGGCCCUUAAUGGAAAACUGGAGGACUCCAGUCUCAUGUCUGCUGUAGUUGCCAUGGUAGCAGAUAUAGGGGGAACAAGUGUAGAUGAUGCUACAAGGAGAAUGAUGAAAUUCCUCAUAUCACCCAAGCUUGCCGUGGAGUACAACUUGCUUGGCCGACAUGGGAAGAAAAAGUUCCGAGAUUUGCGCCUCUUUAAUGUUGUGUAUGAGGCACUGAAGAAGAAUUCUUUGACAGCAAAAGUCAACCUGCAAGAAGCAGAGAAAGCUCUCUGCAAAUGGUUCACUGGAGCUAGAGACAGAGGAGGACUGAGGGCUGCAAGGGAACAAAAUAGACUAACGGCUCUGUAAAAAAAACAUAACAGACACCCCUGCUGAUUCAAGACAAGGUUCUGAGUUUCCCUUCUUAUUUUUUCCCAUGUUGCUACAGUUCCAACUCUAAGCAAUUUGAAUGUAGUUUGACAUUUC